Messenger RNA from Labrus mixtus (cuckoo wrasse), 3574 nucleotides. RefSeq names its product delta-like 4 (Drosophila) (gene dll4). The transcript is spliced from 11 exons. The coding region runs from base 428 to 2506 and encodes 692 amino acids. Gene Ontology annotation, molecular function: calcium ion binding; Notch binding. The record is from RefSeq and is a predicted model, not a curated record. Lineage: Eukaryota; Metazoa; Chordata; Actinopteri; Labriformes; Labridae. Gene Ontology annotation, biological process: Notch signaling pathway; cell communication; multicellular organism development. Gene Ontology annotation, cellular component: membrane.
GCCACAGUUCAUUCACGACGAGUAAUAAGACGAGAGGUGAACAUCCGUGGCGCAUUUACGCACCAAGUUCAGCACCAAAACAACCUCUGAGCCGUGCGCACACAGCGGAGGGACUAUUUGUGGAGUACAGUACCACGCGAGGAGGGGACGCCUGCUGACAGACAGACAGACGCACGGCUGUGGAUAUUUCUCUUUCACUCACCUUUGGAUAACUUGGAGAUUGGCAACGCUUUCUCCGGACGAUUUUGACGCACGGCAACAGGGAGCUAGGGGAGAACUCCCUGGGAGUGAAGAAGGAAUUAUACGUAUUUUUAAGACGAUUUUUUUUCCACCAUCCAUUUGUUUACCUUGGUGUAAAUACUUUGGAAUAGGAAGGUUUUGCUGCUUUAUUGGCUGGUGACGCGGCUGCCCUGGAGAAGCGAGAAGGAUGGCAGCCUGGUUCACCUUUACAAUCGCAUUUAGCACCACGUUGAUAUCACAGGUAUUUGGCUCCGGUGUUUUUGAGCUCGAUCUGCACGAAUUUAAAAACCACAAAGGUUUGCUGGCGAACGGGAACGCGUGCAAACCCAACUGCAGGACUUAUUUUAGAAUUUGCCUGAAGAACUAUCAGGCCGUGGUGUCGCCAGGUGACUGCAUCUUUGGGAGUACAAUGACAGCGGUGCUAUCGACAAACUCUUUCAGUGCAAAGGACAGUGGCACUUUACCCAGACCGAUUCAGAUACCGUUCAACUUUGGCUGGCCGGGGUCAUUUUCAUUAAUAAUUGAAGCCUGGCAUUCACCUUAUGGAAAUCUACCUGUAGACACGAACAACCAAGACUUCCUGAUAAGCUUUUUUGCUAUCCAGAGACAGAUGGGUGUAGGAACUGCCUGGUAUCCAGAAUUGCAGAUGGUAAAACAAACAGAGCUGAGAUACUCAUACAGAUUCAUCUGCAACGACAGUUACUACGGAGAAAGUUGUUCCAAAAAAUGCACGCCCAGGGACGACCGAUUUGGACACUACACCUGCAACCGCGACGGGCAGCUAUCCUGUCUGCCUGGUUGGAAGGGGAAAUACUGUGAAGAACCUAUUUGUCUGGAGGGCUGCAGCGAGAGUAAUGGAAACUGCUCCAAACCUGGCGAGUGUGUAUGCAGAGACGGAUGGCAGGGCACAUUCUGCGACGAGUGUAAGAAGUACCCGGCCUGUAAGCACGGCACCUGCCAGCUGCCGUGGCAGUGUAACUGUCAGGAGGGCUGGGGAGGCCUAUUAUGUGACCAAGACCUGAACUUCUGCACCCAUCAUCGGCCUUGUGUGAACGGUGCCACAUGUAUGAAUACAGGACAGGGAAGCUAUACGUGUACCUGCCUGCCUGGUUUCACAGGGGUCAACUGUGAGCUGGAGAUGCAGGAGUGUGACAGCAACCCCUGCAGGAAUGGAGGGAUAUGCACAAAUCUGGAAAGUGGCUACAUGUGCACUUGUCCCCAAGGUUUUGAGGGCUCUCACUGCGAGCGCAGUGCACACCUGCUGACAUGUGCAGAUUCCCCGUGCUUCCACAGCGGCAAAUGCUGGGAGAAAGACAAUGGCCGCAGCUACAUGUGUGAGUGCCCCCGCGGUUACACUGGACUCAACUGCGAGAAGAGGGUGGACAAGUGCACGUCGCUUCCCUGCUCUAAUGGUGGUCUCUGUCUGAUCCACGGAGGUGUGCGUGUGUGUAGCUGCCGUGCGGGAUUCACUGGCCAGCGCUGUGAAAUCAACAUCAACGAGUGUGCCGGAAACCCCUGCCUCAAUGGAGGCACCUGCCAAGACCGGAUCACUGACUACACCUGCGCCUGUCCUGCAGGUUUCGGUGGACGCAACUGUGACCGAGUCUUGGACGAGUGCUCCCUUCGGACCUGCCUAAACGGGGGUGCCUGCACCGGAGGAGAUGGACCAGGGAAACCUCCAGCAUCCUGUGUCUGUGCAUCAGGCUUCACCGGGCCUCGCUGUGAGUUCUUCGCCGCUGUCACCUCUCCUGUGACCCAUGGAGAGAUCCAAGAUGGCUUCCAGUGGGCGGCAGUUUCUCUGGCUGUAGGGCUGGUUGCGCUCCUGGUUCUGUUGUGCAUGGUGGGCCUGGCUUUGAGGCACAUCCACCGGCAGGCCCAAAGAGAGCGGAGAGACACAGAGACCAUGAACAACAUGUCUAACGUGCAGAAAGAUAACUUGAUCCCAGAGGCCCAGCUAAAAAACACCAACCAGAAAAUUGGGCUGGAGGUGGACUGCGAUAUGGAGAAAUCGAACUUUAUCCACAAAAACUAUCACUUGGACUCUUACAACUCUAAAUCGAAGGAGUUCAAGGAUGAAAUGUCACAAGAGGAUAAAAGUCUAAUUUAUGACAAAUGUUUAGAAGACAAAAUGCCUUUGAGUAGAAUGUACAGUGAAAAGCCGGAGUGUAGGAUAUCAACGAUAUGUUCCUCAAGAGACUCCAUGUACCAGUCGGUAUUUGUUAUAGCAGAGGAGAGGAGGGAGUGCGUCAUAGCAACAGAGGUAUAAACCACGAGGGGUCUGGAAAAACCGAAGGAACAAGGGGGGGGAAAAAAGACACAAUCGAGGCAGAAUUGAAUAUUCUGGAUUGUUUACAAAUGCUGAGAAGAGACUGGAGAUUGUUUGAGAUGUCCACUGCUGCUCUGGAACACUUGAGAACUGGAAAAAAAAAACUAAACUAAAGAACAGAACUGAGAAACUUUAUGUUGACAGAGUGUUUGUAUUCAAAACAUGUACAGUGAAGGACCUCUCUCAGUUGUGAAGCAGACUGGCAGAUAGACUGACUGCAGAUAUUAACUUAUAAUAUUGGACAGUAGAAGAAGGUGAAGGUGGAUCUUUGCCCCUCGAGUCUGACCCGGCCUUGUGUGAUAAUCAUGAAGACUUUUACAGCCAACCAAUCAGUAAAAAAAGGUGCCUAAGAUUCGACUCCGUCCCCUCCAUACUCACUCCUGCCAUCUUCGCCUGCUAUGCAAGACUCAGGGUCGAGACGAGUGAACUCACCCACUGUCACAAUCCGAACACUGAGAUUAAUGAAUGUCUGAAACUAAUCUUCAACUGUCAAUCACGUGAAAAUGACUGGUUGGACUUUUUUUCCAUGCAACCGUGAAGAUUGUAUGCAGCCCAAAUUCACUAGAAGCCUUAAAAAAAAAGAGUGGGUUUGAAUGCUCAAUGUGUGCCCUUGUUUGUUCCUUGGAUCAUUUGCACUACAACGACAAAACGGGGGGAAAUACUUUUCAAUCAACGGGGAUUCGAAGAGAAAACCACAGGAGCGCAAUAGUCAGUGCUGUGCCAGCAAGAUCCAAGAAAAGGUUUGCAUAGAAAGGUGUUAUUUUAUGCAACCUGACUGAGAAAAAACAAAGAGACUAAAAUAACACGGAGAAAGACUGUCACACCACUGCCUGCCUAUAACAAAUUUCAAAAAUACAGAACCAAUAAUGUAAUUUUUUUAAAUGAUUAUUUCCAGAGUUUAAUUUAAAUAUGACACACUGCUCUUUAUAUGUUUUUUAAUAUUAUUUUGUAUAUAAUGCAUAUUUAUAAGGACCAAACUUCUGAAGAAUAAAACUUCCUUGAAAACUG